This is a messenger RNA of Nematolebias whitei (Rio pearlfish), 927 nucleotides long. RefSeq names its product olfactory receptor class A-like protein 1. Lineage: Eukaryota; Metazoa; Chordata; Actinopteri; Cyprinodontiformes; Rivulidae. The transcript has a single exon. Gene Ontology annotation, molecular function: pheromone receptor activity. Gene Ontology annotation, biological process: G protein-coupled receptor signaling pathway. The record is from RefSeq and is a predicted model, not a curated record. Bases 1 to 927 code for a protein of 308 amino acids. Gene Ontology annotation, cellular component: membrane.
AUGGAUCUGUGUGUGACUAUCAAAGGUGUCUCCUUCAUCUUGCAAAUGGGUAUGGGCAUAUUGGGGAACACUGUGGUGCUUCUGGCAUACACCAACAUUGUUAGCUCUGAAACAAAGCUCCUGCCUGUGGACAUGAUCCUGUGCCACCUGGUCUUUGCCAACCUGAUGCUGCUACUGACCCGCUGUGUACCCCAGACCAUGACCGUGUUUGGGCUGAGGAACCUUCUGAACGAUCCUGGGUGUAAAGUGGUGAUUUAUGCCUACAGGAUCAGUCGGGCAUUGUCUGUUUGCAUCACUUGCAUGCUCAGUGUAUUUCAGAUGGUGACAAUAGCCCCUACUGGGCCCCGACUGUCUAGGUUGAAGCCUGCUCUUCCCUCACUGGUCCUCCCCACAUUUGCAGGGCUCUGGCUCCUCAACAUGGCCAUUUGCAUUGCAGCCCCUUUCUUCUCUACGGCUCCACGUAACGGCACUGUACCUGCCUUCACCCUCAACCUUGGCUUCUGUCAUGUGGACUUCAGAGACAAUCUGUCCUAUGUCAUUAAUGGAGUAGCUGUUUCUGGAAGGGAUUUUGGCUUUGUUGCCCUGAUGGUGGGCUCCAGUUGUUAUGUCCUCCUUCUUCUCCACCGCCACAGCAAACAGGUAAAAGGGCUUCGUCGCUCUCUGGGCAGUGGGACAGAAACCAGAGCAGCCAAGACAGUGCUUACCCUGGUGGUUCUUUACGUUGUCUUCUUCGGCAUUGAUAACAUGAUCUGGAUCUACAUGUUGACGGUGUCAAAGGUCUCACUGGUGGUGGCUGAUAUGAGGGUUUUCUUCUCAUCCUGCUAUGCAUCACUCAGCCCAUAUUUCAUCAUAUCCUCGAACAAGAAGGUCAAGGAGAAAAUUGUGUGUUCGGCAGAGCAUGACCAACUGUCAGUGGAGAGUCAGUAG